AUGGUGUCUGCGGUCUACUUUUGUGAUGGUAAAGGCAGGCCGAUCCUUUCGAGAAGGUACAGAGACGAUAUUCCAAUUUCUGCAAUUGAUAAAUUCGCACCGCUACUGUUGCAAUUAGAGGAAGAAUCAAGUGUAAUUCCACCUUGUUUAAGCCAUGAUGGAAUUCAAUACCUUUUCAUUCAGCACAAUGAUCUUUACGUGGUAGCGUUAGCGACGUCGUUGGCAACAAAUGUGGCACAAGUUUUCGCCUUUCUACAUAAAUUGAUGGAAGUACUAGAGGAGUAUUUGAAAUCAGUGGAAGAAGAAUCGGUUAGGGAUAAUUUUAUUAUAAUAUAUGAAUUAUUGGAUGAAAUGAUGGAUUACGGUAUUCCACAAAUUACGGAAACAAAGAUGUUAAAACAAUAUAUUACUCAAAAAUCAUUUAAAUUGAUGAAAGCAGUUAAAAAGAGUAAAGCAGCACCAAGACCUCCAACUGAAGUAACGAAUUCCGUUAGUUGGAGAGCUCCAAAUAUUGUUCACAAGAAAAAUGAGGCGUUCUUAGAUAUUGUAGAAUCAAUUAACAUGUUAAUGAAUCAACAGGGCCAAGUAUUAAGGUCUGAAAUUAUAGGGCAAAUCAAAGUUAAGUCCAAAUUAUCAGGUAUGCCGGAUUUAAAAUUAGGUAUCAACGAUAAGGGUAUUUUUUCUAAGUAUGUGGAAGGUGAUAGUGAUCCAGUAACAACGGCAGUUACUGAGGGUAAAAAGAAGACUAAUAUUGAAUUAGAAGAUUUAAAAUUCCAUCAGUGCGUAAGGUUGAGUAAAUUUGAAAAUGAAAAGAUAAUUACAUUUAUUCCACCGGACGGUGCGUUUGAAUUAAUGAAUUAUAGAUUGUCAAUGCCUGUCAAACCGUUAAUAUGGUGUGAUGUCAACGUUCAAGUACACUCACAAUCAAGAAUAGAAAUACAUUGUAGGGCAAGAGCUCAAAUCAAGAAACGUUCAAUAGCGAAUAGUGUGGAGAUUUUAAUACCAGUGCCUGAUGAUGCAGAUACGCCUUCCUUCAAAUAUACACAUGGUUCAGUGAAAUGGGUGCCACAGAAGAAUGCAAUUCUGUGGAAAAUAAGGAGCUUUACGGGCGGUAAAGAAUACUCAAUGUCAGCUCAAAUGGGGUUGCCAUCAAUUAACGCAUUAGAUAAGCCAAAAGUUAAAAGACCAGUACAAAUUAAAUUUCAAAUUCCUUAUUUCACAACGUCAGGGAUACAAGUUCGUUACUUAAAAAUUACAGAACCAAAGCUGCUGUACAAAAGUUAUCCAUGGGUAAGAUAUAUUACACAAAGUGGUGAUGAUUAUACUAUCAAAUUGAACAAUUGA
This is a messenger RNA of Zygosaccharomyces rouxii, 1344 nucleotides long. RefSeq names its product Apm1p (gene APM1). The coding region runs from base 1 to 1344 and encodes 447 amino acids. Gene Ontology annotation, molecular function: clathrin-cargo adaptor activity. Gene Ontology annotation, biological process: intracellular protein transport; vesicle-mediated transport. The record is from RefSeq and is a predicted model, not a curated record. Gene Ontology annotation, cellular component: clathrin-coated vesicle; clathrin adaptor complex. Lineage: Eukaryota; Fungi; Ascomycota; Saccharomycetes; Saccharomycetales; Saccharomycetaceae. The transcript has a single exon.